Molecule: messenger RNA, 1247 nt
Organism: Eruca vesicaria subsp. sativa (arugula)
Lineage: Eukaryota; Viridiplantae; Streptophyta; Magnoliopsida; Brassicales; Brassicaceae
Source: the annotation of a GenBank genome assembly
CGAAGAAGAAAACUUAUUACAAACCAACCAAAACUCUAAUGGAUCCUCCCUUCGGCCACUCUCACCACCACCACCACCAUCACCACCAACGCGAUGACAACGAAGAUGAUCGUCACUCCUUCGGCGCACCACCACCACCACGCAACAACUUCGCCGAUGCUCCUCCACCCCCUGGUCUUUACCCUCAUCUCGAUCCUUACGCACCUCCUCCGCCAGAACCAGCGCCUUACCGAUCGGAGUUCGAGCCAUACGCUCCUCCUCCUCCUUACCGUUCAGAACCUUACUUCGAAGCUCCGGCACCACCGCCUCCGUUUGGUAACGUGAGCCAUGUCGCUCACCACACUUCCCAAGAACCAUACCAACCAGAUCACCACCGCUACGGAGCUUACCCGCCGCAUAAUUCUUCCCUGGAGAGCUACGGAGACGACACCGGCGUGGUGCACGUGUCUCACCAUAGCUCACAUCAGACAGACAUGCCUUCUGCUUUCCACCACCUCCCUGAUGAUGAGAACCGUGUGCCUGAUAAUCUCGCGGGACUCGCGGGAAGGCAGACGGUGAAGGUGUAUUCUAAAGCAGAGCCUAACUAUUAUCUGACCAUCAGAGACGGUCAGGUCAUUCUCUCCCCAGCUGAUCCUUCUGAUGAAGCUCAGCACUGGUAUAAAGACGAGAAGUACAGCACUCGUGUGAAGGACGCAGAGGGCCAUCCUUGCUUCUCUCUAGUAAACAAAGCCACUGGUGAAGCCAUGAAGCAUUCUGUGGGAGCUACACAACCCGUGAAUCUAGUCAGAUAUGAUCCUGAUACUCUAGAUGAGUCUGUGCUAUGGACUGAGAGCAAGGAUAUGGGUGAUGGGUAUCGAACCAUAAGGAUGGUGAACAAUGUGGGGUUGAAUGUUGAUGCGUUUCACGGUGACAGCAAAUCUGGUGGUGUUCGUGAUGGCACAACUAUUGUCCUCUGGGGCUGGAACAAAGGAGACAACCAGCUUUGGAAGAUCUUUCCUUUCUGAAAAUUGGCGGGUGGGAGUGGUAAGAAGUGGUUAUGUGUAAUGAAAAUAAGAAACGAACAAAACUUUGUUGUUGUGUCUUGUAAGACUCGAGUUUGUGAAUUUGGGAUCAGUAAUCUAUUUUUAAUCUUCUUGUAAGACUUGAGUUUGUGAAUUUGGGAUCUGUAAUCUAUUUUUAGUCUCAUCUUUUUUUUUUGUCGAUUUUAAUCUUAUCUUAAUUUGGAAUAUUGGCUUAUAUAUUUUUCU